GCGCUCUAGGCCUUAUAGCAUUAUUUUCAAUUAUGUCUGGCCGCGGAAAGCAAGGAGGCAAGACCCGCGCUAAGGCCAAGUCGCGCUCGUCCCGCGCAGGCCUGCAGUUCCCGGUGGGGCGAGUGCACCGUCUGCUGCGCAAAGGCAACUACGCCGAGCGGGUGGGGGCCGGCGCGCCCGUCUACAUGGCGGCAGUUCUCGAGUACCUGACCGCCGAAAUUCUGGAGCUGGCGGGCAACGCGGCCCGAGACAACAAGAAGACGCGCAUCAUCCCGCGUCACCUGCAGCUGGCAAUCCGCAACGACGAGGAACUGAACAAGCUGUUGGGCAAAGUCACCAUCGCCCAGGGCGGCGUUUUGCCCAACAUCCAGGCCGUUCUAUUACCAAAGAAAACCGAAAGCCACAAAGCCAAAAGCAAAUAAAUCCAGACAAAGUAAACCAAAGACCAAAGGCUCUUUUUAGAGCCACCCAAGUUUUCAAAAAAAGAGCUAAUGCGCUGUUUCGUGAUCAGCCCUUCAUUUGACACUUUGGUGGCUCUUAAAAGAGCCUUUGGGGUGAAUGGGGUUGGUGUCAAGCCUCCUAAUUACUUAUUCUUGCCAGGCUUGUGACUCUCCGUUUUCUUGGGCAACAAGACUGCCUGGAUAUUGGGCAAGACGCCGCCCUGGGCAAUUGUGACACCCCCGAGUAACUUGUUGAGCUCUUCAUCAUUUCUCACGGCUAGUUGCAAAUGGCGAGGGAUGAUGCGUGUCUUCUUAUUGUCUCGGGCCGCGUUGCCGGCCAGCUCCAGGAUUUCCGCGGUCAGGUACUCCAGCACGGCCGCCAGGUACACUGGCGCGCCGGCCCCGACUCGCUCGGCGUAGUUGCCUUUGCGCAGCAGGC
Eubalaena glacialis (North Atlantic right whale) is the source of this 879-nucleotide messenger RNA. RefSeq names its product histone H2A type 2-C. The transcript has a single exon. Gene Ontology annotation, cellular component: nucleosome. The coding region runs from base 33 to 422 and encodes 129 amino acids. The record is from RefSeq and is a predicted model, not a curated record. Gene Ontology annotation, molecular function: DNA binding; structural constituent of chromatin; protein heterodimerization activity. Lineage: Eukaryota; Metazoa; Chordata; Mammalia; Artiodactyla; Balaenidae.